Panicum virgatum (switchgrass) is the source of this 1410-nucleotide messenger RNA. RefSeq names its product 5-amino-6-(5-phospho-D-ribitylamino)uracil phosphatase, chloroplastic-like. Bases 50 to 1123 code for a protein of 357 amino acids. The record is from RefSeq and is a predicted model, not a curated record. Lineage: Eukaryota; Viridiplantae; Streptophyta; Magnoliopsida; Poales; Poaceae. The transcript is spliced from 11 exons.
AAAACCCCUCCACUACUAUCCCUCUCUUCCUCUCUUCUUUCCCCUUCCAAUGGAGUCCUGCAGCUUCCGCCCCGCCACGGCGCCUUCCCCUUUCCCCUCCGCGCCUUCCUCAUCGUCUUCAUCCCCGCGCGCCUCGUGCCCCCAUCUCCGGUUUCCUAGACCAAGAAACGGGAGACAGAUUCGGGUGCGGAGGAGGGCGUCCGGAUUUGAUGCCUUCCCGCCCCUCCCCGGCAAGGUCUUUGUUGAUGAGGCAAUUGGAGCUGAAUAUGGGGAGGGCUUUGAAACAUUUCGGAUGGAUGGACCACUCAAGGUUGAUGUGGAUUAUCUGAAUGAAAAAUUGCAAGAAUGCUUUCUUCAAAGGAUAAGGCAUGCCAUGAAGCCAGAUGAGGCGUUUGGUCUAAUUUUUUCGUGGGAUAAUGUUAUUGCUGAUACAGACUCGCUAAAGUUGGAUGCUUGGAGACAGCUUGCUUUGGAGGAAGGGAAGGAUAUCCCAAGUGCAGCUCAUGUCCGAAAGAGUAUUCUUCAUGGUGCUGCUGACCAUGUUCUUAGAAAGGUUUUGUAUUGGGCGAAAGGAGAAGAUAAAAUGGAGAAACUUAAGGCACGCCUUAUAGAGUUAUACUACGAAAACCUGUUCAAACUGGAUACACCCAUAGAAGGGUUGAGAGAAUGGUUGGAUGCCGUUCAGACAGCAGGGAUACCUUGUGCUGUCGUAUCAUCCCUUGACAGGAGAUGCAUGAUCAAAGCUUUGGAUCGGAUGGCGCUAAGCAAAUACUUCAAGGCAAUUGUGACUGACGAAGAUGAUAUGGAGUCGAUAGCAAAUAGGUUUCUGUCAGCUGCUAUGAAGUUGGAUCGUAAACCCUCGAAGUGUGUGGUGUUUGAGGAUGAUCCGAGAGGUGUCACCGCUGCUCACAACUGUACCAUGAUGGCAGUCGCACUGAUUGGUGCUCAUCCAGCGUAUGAGCUGGUACAGGCCGACCUUGCGAUCGCAAAGUACAGCGAGCUCUCGGUGAUCAACCUCAGAAGGCUGUUUGCAAACAAGGGGAUAAGCUUCAUGGACCUGCAGAAACAGAUAAUCGAGAAGGCUCCUCCCAAGAGGAGGCUGACAGUAGACACCAUCUUCUGAUUGAUUGUUACUCCUUUGGCUGCUGCCCGUGAUUGUUCCGUGCCAUGGCCAGCCCAGUCGUUUUGGUCCGUGCCGUUGUAUAUAAAGAUAGCGCUGAUCUAGGUUAUCCGCCCUGUACCCCUUGUUAGCCUGAAUGUAGUAAUUGUAUCGAGGUAACAUGCAUGAAGAGAACUGCUGCAACAAUGCUGAUGUUGUUGCAAGCUGACAUUUGUCCACUGUAUUCGUUAUCCAUAUCUUCUACAGCAUGGAAAAUGGACAUGGCGAAAGGAUACGCAUUUUAUUGAUAA